AUGCGCGUCGCCCUUCCACUCGCUGCGGCUCUCCCCGCGCUCGUCGCCGCGCACAACGCCGCGACGCCCACGAUACUGGGCGGGUGGCACGCGGCUGAAGUGACGGACGUCCACACGCAGCUGCUGGACAACGCGCUGCGCGGCAGCAGCUACGCGAUCAAAGUGGGCGCCACGCGCGUGUGCUACGCCGACGUCCUGUCGCUCGAGACGCAGGUCGUCUCGGGCACCAACUACCGCUUCCACAUUAGGGGCUGCGGCGUCACGAGUUCGGACGGCGAGUGCUCUACGACGACGCUGUCCACUUGUGCACCGUCCGAGUUCCUCGUGGAGGUCUACGAGGAGCCGUGGACCGAGACGCUGAGGGUCACGGGCAUUCAGCCGUGGGACGAAGAAGACGGGACGAGCGACGGCGAGGCGGAGGACAGCGACUUGAAGCCGACCGGCCCGAUGGACGCAGUGGUGGGGACGCUCGAAACGAGGACAGUGGUGUCGUUUGACGAGGGCGAGAAAGCAGCAGUGGCCGCGUGGAUCACAGCGGAGAAGCUGAACGAGUAUGGUGACAAGCCGACGACUGUCUACACGGGCGGCACGCCGCUGUUUGACGAGAGCACUGGCACGACGAGGAACGUGUACGACUACAUCUUGAGCCGUCACCCGGACCGCCCGUGGCAGUCACGAGCAGCAACGACCACGUCGUUUGCAGCGACGAAGGCUGGUGAGGAUGCGACACUUGUGCAGGGAUCGGUUGCUGCGGUGCUGAGUGUCCUGAUUGUGGUGCUGCUGGUUGGCGUGGCCGUUGUCAAGGUGCGCCGCGAAAGGCGUGACCGCUUUCCGUACGACCCCAUCCACAGCCGCUAG
This is a messenger RNA of Hyaloperonospora brassicae, 858 nucleotides long. Lineage: Eukaryota; Oomycota; Peronosporomycetes; Peronosporales; Peronosporaceae. The record is from the annotation of a GenBank genome assembly.